Daphnia carinata is the source of this 919-nucleotide messenger RNA. RefSeq names its product leucine-rich repeat-containing protein 57-like. The transcript is spliced from 5 exons. The record is from RefSeq and is a predicted model, not a curated record. Bases 78 to 788 code for a protein of 236 amino acids. Gene Ontology annotation, molecular function: protein binding. Lineage: Eukaryota; Metazoa; Arthropoda; Branchiopoda; Diplostraca; Daphniidae.
UAGGCUAUUCGGAGUGACACUGUUUUGCUUAUGCCUUUGUCAACAAAAAGAGGUUUUUUUGUAUUGAUUUAGAAACAAUGGGAAACUCAGGUCUAAAGCAGCAUCUGGAAAAUUCUAGUAAGACUGGCGUAUUUCAACUUAAAGAUGCCAACCUUUCAGAGUUACCCCCGGAACUCCUUCAAAUUGCUCAAACACUAAGAACUCUAGAUCUGUCGGGAAACAAAAUCGAACAAUUAUCUCCCAGGAUAAGCUCAUUCAACAUGCUAAAACAUCUGACCCUCAACAAAAAUAGGCUCGGUUCCCUCCCACCUGAACUAGGCCAGCUCAGUAAAAUUGAAACACUUAUAUUGAGUUCCAACAGACUAACCACCAUUCCAUCCACUUUGUCAAAAUUAAGAAAUUUGAAGCUAGUCAAUCUGAGUGACAAUCGCCUGACAAACUUUCCUCUAGAAUUCUGUGAUAUGAAACACUUGGACGUGCUUGACCUAUCAAUGAACAAAAUGACGGAAGUUCCAGCAGGUGUGGGAAAAUUGCAAGUGGUUGAACUAAACCUUAACCAGAACCAAAUCCAGUCAAUGUCUGAUGAAUUAGCCCAGUGUCCAAGACUAAAGACUUUACGCCUAGAAGAAAACUGCCUACCAAUGAUUUCUCCCACAAUUCUUAAAGAUUCAUCAAUUUCCCUGUUGGCUGUUGAGGGCAACUUAUUUGAGAGUAAAGACUUUAUGAAAGCAGACGGCUACACACAGUACAUGGAGCGGUAUACGGCAACAAAGAAAAAAAUGUACUGAAAUUGCAUUUCCUACCGUAACGUUGAGUUUGGCGAAUGUCCCAUCCACCAAGAAAUAUUCUUUCACUUGCUUGUGUUUGAUUUGAUGUUAAAUCUUGUCUGUUUAUCCAUUUUACACGUGAUGAAAUCGCA